Saccostrea cuccullata (small rock oyster) is the source of this 8701-nucleotide messenger RNA. Its product is annotated as plexin-A2-like. The transcript is spliced from 36 exons. Lineage: Eukaryota; Metazoa; Mollusca; Bivalvia; Ostreida; Ostreidae. Bases 163 to 5931 code for a protein of 1922 amino acids. Gene Ontology annotation, cellular component: semaphorin receptor complex; plasma membrane. Gene Ontology annotation, biological process: regulation of cell migration; regulation of cell shape; regulation of GTPase activity. The record is from RefSeq and is a predicted model, not a curated record. Gene Ontology annotation, molecular function: semaphorin receptor activity; protein binding.
CCCAUGUAACUGAUGGGCCGAAACGUGUGGCUACCGUGUUUAACAAUCACUUCCGGUACACUGCGCAGAAGUUGACUGUUGAGGAUCGAGGUGUGUUUUUAGAGAAGAAAAUUUGGUUAUUGGCACACGCAGAAGGAAUGUAGGGAGUAAAGAAAUUGGAAGAUGAAGCAUGUGAUGAUGUUGAUUUUAUGGAAAGUUCUUAGUCUGACAAUCUCCAUCACAACUGCAGCGUCUGUGAUAAAGGAACUAAAAAAUCCAAACCCGCAAGAUGAGUUUUCUCUCAUGUCAAAGUAUGGAUCUGACAUGAUCAUUGUAGGUGGCACAAACUAUAUUCAUAGAGUGUUUUCUGGGAAUUUAAGUUUGGAACUAUCAGAGAAAAUAGGACCUAAACUGGACAAUCCAGACUGUCUGAACCUGGAGAAGGUAACCUGUACCAAGACCAUGUAUAACAGCUAUGUCAAAGCUCUCCUCAUCAAUAAGAAAAAGGAUCCACAACAAGAUGAAAUCAUCAUCUGCACAAGUCUGUUUCAAGGAAGUUGUGAUAAGCGAAAUGCAUCUACCCUUGAAUUGCUUCCAAAAUCUUAUGAAAAUACGGUGAACCCUGUGGUGGCAAACAAUAAGACUGCCACCACCGUGGCAUUCCUGGCACCGGGACCACAAGAUACCACAGCAAUGUAUGUGGGGGCGUCUUGGACAAAUACAGGAUUGAGAGCCAUCCGGGGACUUGUACCAGCAUUUAGCAGCAGGAAAAUCGAGGACUUUCAAUUCACACACUUUAGCAUUGCGACCAAGUCUUACACUAUGUUGGAUGAAAUUAAUAGAGACUCCUUUCCUAUUCGUUACAUUUAUGGGUUUGCAUCGGGAAAUUUUAGUUAUGUUGGAACAAUUCAGAAAACCAGUGUUGCUGCUGAGGGUUAUAUUUCUAAAUUGAUUAGGGUGUGUCUGUUUGAUAAAGACUUUUACUCCUAUGCAGAAACUGCUUUAGAAUGUGUUCAUAAUGGAAAGACUUACAAUUUGCUGCAAACAGCUUAUGUAAGCAAACCUGGUAUUCAUUUGGCUGCAGCUCUACAGAUUCCAGAAGAUGAAGAUGUAUUAUUUGGAAUGUUUGGACAUGGAAACCCAAAUGACGUCAUAAAAAGCAACGGAGAAUCUGUAUUGUGUAUCUAUCCAAUGCGUAAUGUGAAGCAAGUAUUCACUCGAAACAUAAGGACUUGUUUUGAGGGCAUUGGCAGAACUGGACCUGACCAUAUUGCUACUCCCAAUAACUGUCAGAAAACGCAGACUUUAAACAUAGGAGAUGACUAUUGUGGACAAUAUGAUUUCAACAAUCCAAUCAGUGGUCCAGAGGCCGUCAGGGCUGACAUAGCCAUCAGUAUUAACGCCACAGCUUCCUCACUCAUAGUCACUACAACAAACGCCGGAUACACAGUCGCUUUUGUUGGUACCAAAACAGGGCAUAUAAAGAAGAUUGCUGUUGAGUCUGGUAAUAUUGCUAAGGAGUACAAUGUUAAAAUUAAUUUUUUUAUUUCUAUUUUCAAUAGAAAUGGAGUAUUUACUAAUUUAAAUCAUAUUAAAGCAACGGUGGUGGAAUCAGGAUCACUCAUUCAUAAGGACAUGUUUUUUGAUGAUGACAAAAGACAUCUCUUUGUUUUGACACCAAAGAAGCUACUGAAACUGGUGGUCCAGAGCUGCAGUCAAUAUAUAACCUGUGAGGAAUGUAGGGGGGCUAAGGACCCAUACUGUGGAUGGUGCUCACUAGCUAACAAGUGUACAUUAGCACAGGAAUGUUCAGAUUACAGUUCUCCCUUGAAAUGGAUGGGUUACAAUGGGGAGAGUUGUACAAAAAUUACACAAGUUUACCCAGAUAAAAUCCAGAAAGACAACAAAUUAACAAAGACUACCACUCUUACGUUAAAUAUUUCCAAUCUUCCAACCUAUAAUGGAUCGUACAAGUGUGCCUUUGAAGGCUAUGACAAGAAGAUAGAGACUGCCGCGACUAGGAGUAGUGCUAACGUUGUGAAAUGUGACACUCCCAUGCCUAAUGAAUUGCCACCAUUUCCAACGGGAACAGAUCACAUUACCAUGAGGCUGUCAGUUGUCAUCAUGGAACUAAACUUUGUGUCCGCCAACUUCACAUUUUUUGAUUGUGAAGUACAUACCAAACACUCAUGCUAUAGAUGUACUUCAAGCAGUUUCAACUGUACUUGGUGCAUCAAAAACCACCUGUGUACUCACCAUCCUGUGAUAGACUGCAGCUCUAAUGAUGACUUCAUAUCAGGACAAAAUAGUGCUGGAAUAUCGAUACCUCAUGAAAGUGGACCAAACUUUUGUCCCAGUAUUGACCCCAGCAAACAGCAGAACAUAUUAGUGCCAUCAGGAAUAGAGAAGACCAUCACUCUAAAUCUAAUCAAGUUAAAAUCGUAUCAGAGGCCCAUCAGGUGUGCUUUUGCCUUCAACUCUCAGACUGAGCCUCAGGGAGAGAUCGCAGAAGUGUUUGUCAUGCCAGUGGUUGUGAUGAUCAGGUGUAAAAAGACCAAGUUUUUUUAUCCAGGGGAUUCCGAGAGUUACAAUGUGCCUAUGAAGAUCCUAUGGGGUGACAAGUAUCCCAAGCCUCUGGACAAUCCCCAUAAUGUACAAGUUAUCAUGUACAAAUGUGAGAAUAUGGCUGAUUCAUGUGGGGAAUGUCUAACCCAAAAAGAAGAAUACACCUGUGGAUGGUGUAAAAAGACCAAUCAGUGCAGCCUACAGUCUUCAUGUGUGUCUCCAAAUAGUAGCUGGUUACCUAACACCUCCAACUGUCCAAAUCCCAUCAUAACCAGGAUUUAUCCACUUACUGGGCCUAAAGAAGGUGGGACCCUGCUGACUAUAGAGGGCAGAGACCUGGGCAAAUCCUAUGAAGACAUUGUGAGCAAUGUAGACAUAGCAGGAGUUCAGUGCUCUCCUAUCCGCAAAGAAUAUGUGGAAUCCAAAAAGAUUGUUUGUACAACUGGUCAAUUUAUUGGGAAGGAGGAGAGAUCAGACAAAGUGAGAGUCACUGUAGCAUUAAAACUGACAGCUGUGUCCAAACAACACUUUACUUACGUGGACCCAGAAAUUACAGAUAUUACACCAGCUCAAGGCCCCAAGUCAGGUGGAACCCAGGUCACUAUAUUUGGAAAGAAUUUAGAUUGUGGGACUGAAAGAAAGGCAUACUUUGGUCGCACUGAAUAUGAAUGCAGGCUUGAUAAUAAAAGUGUCACAAGAUCACGGAUAACCUGUAAAACAGCUCGUGCCAAUAAGACACUGGUUACAGAGGAGCUGUACAUGAUGUUUGAUAAUCAGCUGGUUAAGAGUGAUCUUGUCUACAAAUAUGUGGAGGAUCCUAAUGUUACAGAGGUGGACAGGAAAGUCUCCAUUGUCAGUGGAGGAUUGAAAGUCCUGGUCAGAGGCAAUGGUUUCCUGCCCAUUCAGAAUUCCUCUCCUAAGAUGGUCUUCUACAGCCCCGACCCACUCCGGAGUCCUUACUAUGGAGAAUGUCAAGUGCGUGAUGAUGUCACAAUGGAAUGCAGUACCCCACAAGUGGAGCCAGCAUUGAUCACAAAGAAACCUAAUUCACAAGACCAGCAGGGCUUGGCUUUUGGAUUCAUCAUUGACAAUGUCCAAAAUAUACGCAAUUUCAGUGCCUCCCACAAUGAAUUCUUUCAAAUUUGCCCUGACCCGGAUAUCAGUGUUUUUCCUAAUGACAAAAUUAAGUCAUUCCAGUGGAAGAGCAAUGAAUUUUUAACAAUAAGUGGAAUUAACUUGGAUCAACUUCGGCUGGAGAAGGAUGAUGUUGUGAUAAAGAUAGGCAAAAGUGAAUGUAAUAUAACAUCCACUGGUAGACAACUAACCUGUCGUCCCCCGAAGACUCGCCCCUCCCCAAUGAAGGGCGGCCAGUACCCCGAGGUGGAGGUUACAAUUGGGAAAAACCUGACCUUCUUUGUGGGUUACCUGAAGUAUGAGGAAACAGAUUUGGCUUUACCCCUGGAGUACAUUAUUCUGAUCAGUGUGGGGGGCGGGGUCCUCAUUAUCUCCGUCAUCGUCGUCAUCAUCAUGUACAGAAUGAAAAGCAAGAAGAACAACAGCAUGAUGAGGAAGAUGCAGAUACAAAUGGACAACCUGGAGUCUAAAGUCGCCAAGGAGUGUAAGGAAGCCUUUGUGGUGCUGCAGACAGACAUAGAUCAGCUGAUGAAUGACUAUAUGUCGGGUAACAAUGCCAUUCCUUUCUGGGACUAUCGCUCCUACUGUAUGAGGGUUUUGUUUCCCCAGGAUGGGGACACCAAUCAUCCUGUCAUCAAAGAUCUGGAGGUAAAACAACAGUAUUUAAAAUUAACACCCAGGCUUCACACAGUAGCCCUGCAGACAAAAAUGGAAUAUGCCACAGAUAUCCUCAAAACCUUGUUAGCAGAACUGAUAGAGAAGUCUGUUGAUGGCAAAAAUCACCCCAAGCUGUUGUUAAGAAGGACAGAAUCUGUGGCUGAGAAAAUGUUGACAAACUGGUUCACCUUCUUACUGUACAAAUUCUUGAAGGAUUGUGCCGGAGAGCCCUUAUUUUUACUGUACCAAGCCAUGAAAAAACAAGUGUCUAAGGGACCAGUGGACAUGGUUACCAGUGAAGCUAGAUUCUCAUUGAGUGAGGAUAAACUAAUUCGUCAACAGUUGGAUUACAGACAAAUGGAGAUCUUUGUAACUGAUCUGCAUGAGUUUGCCUCGCCGAUUCCAGUGCGAGUUCUGGAUUGUGACACCAUUACCCAGGUGAAGGAGAAGAUUCUGGAUGUACUGUAUAAACAUGUUCCCUACAGCAGUCGACCAGUCAAAGAAGAGGUCUCUAUCAUUUUGUAUGAUAAAUCUGCUCAUACCACAGAGUGGGCCAACAUGAACAAAGGCGGGCGACUGAUUCUACAAGACGAUGAUUCCACGACACGCGUGGAGGGAGAAUACAAGCGCCUGAACACACUUAGUCACUACAAGGUUCCUGAUGAAGCUUUAAUGUCCUUGGUAGAGAAACAGCCACCAUCUUACAACAAUCUCUCUCUGACCAACUCUGAAAAGUCCACCAGAUUUUAUGUUCCAGAGAAAUUUCAGCCACAUCACACGAGAACUUCCUCUUUUCAAAGAACUCUCUCUCCACAAGGUGUUCAUAUUGAAGGUUUAGAAAACUACGGUGUUAAAUAUUACCAUUUAGUUAAACCUCAUGACAGUGAUCCCACUGGUGAUGGGAAUCGUGGGAGUAAGAUGGUUUCAGAAAUCUACCUCACACGUCUGCUAGCCACCAAGGGAACACUGCAGCAGUAUGUGGAUGAUUUAUUUGAGAGAAUUUUCAGCACGGCCCACCGAGGCACAGUGCUCCCUCUAGCCAUUAAGUACAUGUUUGACUUCCUUGAUGACCAAGCUCUUCUUCACAACAUUAUGGAUACUGAGGUAGUUCACACCUGGAAGUCCAAUAGUCUUCCAUUGAGGUUUUGGGUGAAUGUUAUAAAAAAUCCUAAUUUUGUGUUUGACAUUUACAAAUCCAAUAUUGUGGAUUCUUGUCUUUCUGUUGUUGCUCAAACUUUCAUGGACAGUUGUUCCAUGAGUGAACAUAGACUUGGCAUAAACUCUCCCUCCAGUAAACUCCUGUAUGCCAAAGAUAUCCCUAAGUACAAGAAAUGGGUGGAACGCUAUUACCAAGACAUCAAGAUGAUGCCAGCCAUAAGUGACCAGGAUAUGACAGCACUCCUCACGGAUGAAUCAAGGCAACAUGCAGAUGAUUUUAACACAACAGCGGCCCUGUAUGAACUCUACAAGUAUAUUCAGCAGUACUAUGAAGAUAUCAUGAUGGCAUUAGAGGAAGAUGAAUUUGCAAAGAAGAAUCGGCUGACUUACAAAUUGGAGCAGGUUCGACAUGCAAUGGAUUCUGAACUGUACUGCUAGAGGAGUUGAGCUGCUUGUUGAUACCUACUGGUUGACAAAUUGUGGGGAGUUGAUCAACUGAUGGACAAGAUAAACCUGCAGUUGGACUGAGAACUUCUGAUUUACGGCUGAGACUUGCCAUGACUCUUAGUUGUCUUGUGUUUGCUUUUUGUUUCAUAUUGAUUUAUUCUUUUACUUUAACAGCUGUGUGCCAUAUUUCAAGAAAACGAAAACAAUUUUUAACAUAACCAAUGACAAUACUGCUGUUAGUGCAUUGUUAGCUGAUUUCUAUGUCGUUUUUAGGUAGUUUUAUCCUCGUGUAUUUUGAUAUGAUAUUUUACAAAGCUUUAAUUGUGCUCUAUAUUUAGAUCUGACUCUCAGAGAAUCCCCAGGUUAGUUAAGCCAAUGAAAACAUCACAAUGCCAACAUUGACUGUCUAUGCAGCACAUGCUGUUUGCUUUUGCUAUUUUAGAUGUGUAUAUUUGUGCCAAAGUACAUAUGAAUAUUAGAUAAUCAUUUUUUUCAUCCUCAUAAAUUCAUUUUAUAUUGAUAGUGUGAUAUAAUAUUGCUCAUUUUGUACAUAGAAACAAUGUUUUUAAAAUCCUCUCCACAGACAUAACUAUCAAGUGUUUUUAUGGUUACAAUUUUUACUUCAUAAUGCUCAAACAAGACUUGAUUAGGACAAACAGUCCUUUCCUUUCUAUAUCACAGUAGGUUGUAAGAGGUAGUUUUCAUUCCCAGCAUUGGUAAUUCUUAACAGAUUACUUCUUUUAAAGGCAUUUUUAUCACUAGGUCACCUGGUCACAAGGCUCGACAGAGCUUUUCAUAUCAAAGUUUAUCUCAGUCAGUUGUUUCCCUUGUCUCUGUUAAAAGUAACAUAAAAUUGUGUCUUAUGUGUGUUUUUUUUUUAAUGAAGAGGAGAUAAAUAGGGUAGAGUUUCAUGAAUUUGAAGACACCUUUUCAAGCUAAGACUUUGAACUUGUCAAGACUGUCAUAUGAAAAAAAAUAUCAGAUGAGCAUUAUGACCCUUUUUAUUAUAAUUUUAUCAUAUAUUUUGUGAUAAAUCAUUUGUUGUAUAGCUAAUUAUAACAGGUAAAUAAGUGAAGGUAUUCUAGUUAUCAUGUAUAAAUACUAAGGAGACUUAAAACUAGUACGGAGGAUGGAGAACUCUGUGUAUAAAAUGGCCCUGUCUAUUGAUAAUCAACUCAUUUUGUACCAUUUAUCAACUGUAAAAUCUGAUCUCCAUCUUCAAACAAUAAAGUAGAGACUUCAUGCUUCCAUUUACUAUAAAAUUUAAUACUGAUGAAUGUACAUGUAAGUUGUAUACAUGUACUGUAUAUUGAACAGACUAUGAAAACGACUAGUUUUGGCUUGUACAGGAAGAUAUAAUUAUAUGUAAGACCAUUCUAUUAAAAAAAAAAAACCAAGGUAUUAGAAUAAUUAAUCCAAAUAAGCUUUUGAAAUGGCAUUAUAGGAAUUUAUUUGGUCGUGCUAAUUUGGGAUCAUAGGUUGCACUCAUUUUGAUAUAUUGAAAAGCGUACAUUUAUAUUGGUCAUUCUGAUAGAAAUAUCUUAGAAAGGGGAAGAAUGAUGCAACUCAUUAUGUUUUGUGGGGGGAAAAAUUACAUUGUGAAGAGAUCUGGUCACCAUAUAUAUAUUUUUUUUUUGUUUACUUUGAUCAUACAUGUAAAUGUCUGUACAAGGGAAAGAAAUAGGGUGUUUUCUCUCCCUCCCCUUUUUAAAAACAUUUUACCCUUUUUACCCACAGACACAGUCUUUAAUAUGGACUCAUUCUUUAGAUUAAAAAAAAGAUGGCAAAAUGAAUGAAAAAGUCUACAGUAAAUGUAUAUCAUCACAAAUUUAUAUAUUCUAGUCUAAAUUUACAUUUGCUGCUCUAUUGUUUAAAAGACACACACGGGUUAAAACAAAACAUCAUAGCACUGUAAUAUUUUUAAAACUUUAUAUGGAUAUUUUUUUCCACAAGGACCACUCCUUUUCAAAUUUGAUAUGUUUGAAAUUUUCAGAAAUUUUACGGGCCAAAUGAGGCCAGGGGAGCAUUGCUCUUUAUUUAGUAAUGUCUUGUGCGUGUAUGUUCUUUUUCUGGCUAUUGAGUAAAUUAAAUGUUUGUAUAUGAAACUUUUUAAAAAUUGAAAUGAAAGAAAUGGCAGCUCAAGAUAUUUCUGUUUGGUAAUUAAAAUGUUUCUUUUUAUAUUUUGUAUGUGAAACAUAAUUUAAGUAAUGUAUACAUGUGCAGAUAAAUCAUUAAUUGAAUUUUUUUUUAAAUUUAAGGCUAAAUAUGUUUUAAUUAAAAAUUGUCCUGUUAUUGCAAUCAUUUCAUACGAUCAUGAUAUAAACACAUACAUGUAUUUGAAGUCUGCACAGAUUGGGUUAUUUUUUGUGUUUACAUUUGAAUAAACAUUGUGUCAAAGUUUAAUAUUACUUAAUAGGCCUAUAGUUAUUUAUACAAGAUUUAGCCAAACAUGAACAUUUCAUGCAUGAAUUGGUAGAGCUUACAUUUGUCAUGAAGUUACGAAGUAUUAUUAUGGAGAGAGUCCCAUUGUUUUUUAUUGUGAGGUAUAACCAGGGACCAGGCUUGUACCUCCCCCUCCUGUCUGUGUAUGUCAGUGAUCACACCCAUUACAACACAGACCUGAAUGUUUUUGAUAAGGAGGUGAAUUUGUCAAAGGUGCUGUGCACUUGUAGGUUGUACUUUACUAGAUUUUUACCUUUUUACUAGUGCAUGUAGUUCUACAUAUUAUAUUAAAUAAAAAAAAAAUGAUACAAAGCUUGAA